AUGCCUGCACUCAGGCGAGACUACCAUAACACGAGACGGCCGCCAAGACUGGCCUACAUUAGAUCCACCUUACCAGUUCUCAUCACCUUCGUCGUCUUGUCCUUUGGUCUGGGCAGCUACGCCUAUCUUUCAACGUUUCGAUCUCCAGCGUUCACUCAAGGCUUAGGAUGGCAGGCGUGGGACGUGGUAGCCAAACAUGCCGAGGCUCAUACAAUUUCCAAUGGGACAGCUCCGAGUCUUCCGCUUGAUAUAUGGGAUCCCAUGGCCCUGCACACUACCGGUCUCACAGAGAUUAUCAUCCAACCCUGUUACAUGUCCCCGAUACUCUUCGCUAGCUACUGUCGGCCAGCCUCUACCCCUGAGGAUGACAAGCUCAAGGGACAGUGGGUGAUGGUGCAACCAGAUCUGAAUGCCAAGACUGGCCUUUGGUAUUUGAAUGUAUGGUAUCGCCGUACACGCCGACUCGAUGUGCCGCUCAUCGCACAUGUGCAAGUGCUCCCACACCCACCUCCCGCAAGCGUGAAUCUCGAGGGUUGGACCCAAGCGCGUGGGGACCUGCACGAGGGCUUGUGGCCAAGCCAACCUGAGAUGCGCCUCUGGUACAAGACGCGCGACCAGUUUGUCGACGGCCUGCGGCGUGCAGUUGACGAUGCCGACAUCAUCACCGAACUGUCUGUGCACUAUGGCGAUGAAGACCCAUUCUUUGGAUACCACCGCAUUGAGGGCGGUAAAGUCAACCCAGGCAAGGAUGGCAGAUGGGACAGCGUGGACAUCGUCUACCGGCGGGGUAACCCCAUACCCCCAAGCGCGCCGCUCCCUCGUUUCCAUGUCACAGGAGAUUACAAGGUUAUGCAAAUCGCAGACCUUCACUACUCCGUCGGCCCGGGCAAGUGCAAGGACACGGACAAGGUACCUUGCACGGGUGAACCGGACACAGCCAAGUGGUUGGGGGAGGCACUGGACGCAGAGAAACCCGACCUGGUGGUCUUCUCGGGCGACCAGUUGAACGGCCAAAAGUCAUCAUAUGACGCGCGCUCCGUCCUGGCCAAGUUUGCCAGACCUGUUAUUGAUCGUCAUAUCCCCUGGGCCGCUGUCUUUGGAAACCACGACAGCGAGAUUGCCGAAGACAGAGAAGAGCAAAUGGUUGCCAUGCAGCACAUGCCUUAUUCUCUGGCAAGGGCCGGCCCUAGUGAGGUGGAUGGAGUAGGCAACUACGAUAUUAGAAUCUACUCCCCCGACGCGUCCCGGACGCACAUCUUUACCCUCUACUUUCUCGACUCACAUUCGUACCAAAAGACCGUGUUCCCUGUCUCAUGGGCGCGUCCAGACUACGACUACAUCAAACCCUCGCAGAUCGACUGGUUCCUGGAUCUGUCGGCCAGCGUCAAGCCCAUUGAACGGCCGUUCCACCCAGAUGGGGGAACCGAUCUAGACCCCACUUGGUCGUCUCGCAAACGUCGGCUUGAGAAACAGCACAAACGACAGAGUGGCGUGACUCUAGCUAAACCCAACGCCAUCAUGUUCUUUCACAUUCCCCUUCCUGAGGCUUACCUGGCGGCCGACAUUACCGAGGAUACCGCCUACGCUGGUACGCUCGACCUCGGUGUUCAAGAGGACAGGGAGGGCGCAAGUGGCCACAACGGAGGUUUCUUCUCCAACGCUGUUCAGCAAGCACUGGAACAGAGCGGCAGUCGCGAUGGAGAUCUGCUAGGAGCGAAGAGUGUGACCGAGGUCAAAGUCAUCAGUCACGGCCACUGCCAUAACACCGACCGCUGUCGACGUGUCUCGGGUGUGUGGAUGUGUUUUGACGGCGGGUCAUCGUACGCAGGUUAUGGUGAAAAGGGGUUCGACCGCCGCAUCCGCGUCUACAACAUUUCAGACUUUGGCGAGACGGUUUCGACGUACAAGCGACUGACAACAGGCGAGAUCGUGGACCGCCAAGUCCUGGUUGGCCAAGGAGCUGCUCCAGGAUGGGGCCAGGUCGCAGAGGAAUAG
Messenger RNA from Apiotrichum porosum, 1995 nucleotides. RefSeq lists its product as uncharacterized. Lineage: Eukaryota; Fungi; Basidiomycota; Tremellomycetes; Trichosporonales; Trichosporonaceae. The transcript has 6 exons. Gene Ontology annotation, molecular function: phosphoprotein phosphatase activity. The record is from RefSeq and is a predicted model, not a curated record. Bases 1 to 1995 code for a protein of 664 amino acids. Gene Ontology annotation, cellular component: cytoplasm.